GGAGAAGGUUGAUAUGAUAUUCACGUCCAAGGGAGACCUCACCGGGACGGGACAGGUGUAUUCACGACUAUAGAUAAUGCUCAGACAUGGUGCCUUGUCAGACCCAUGUGUUGCUGAAAUGGCAGGAGCACUUCAAUAGCUCCUGGGCAGCAGAAGACAGUGUACAGACGGCUAGGAGACAUGGAGCUGCUGUGCUCUACAACAAGCUCCUCCACAACAAGGAGGUGGUGACUCUAGCCCAACCUGUACAAGAACUGGUGGGCCCGCGCCUGCCAGACUUCGAGUGUGAGUCCAGCGCCUCGGCAGAGAAAGAAGAGUACCUGUCAUCCCUGCUCCACAGUCAGCGAUGGCUGGCUCACCGCAUGCUGACGCAGACCUCCUACACCCAGGGCCUCCACCAAAGGCUGGUAGUCCUCCAGAGGAUCUACUAUGCACUUCACAGCAAAUACCACGACAAAUUCCACGUGCAGCUACACUCUCAAUCCACAGACAAUGGCACAGAAUGUGGGCAACUUGAGCUGGCCUCAGAGCCCUGCCUGCCAGGGGGGGCGUCCAAAGUCAAGUCGGGUACGGAUGUUCUGAUAGAGAUGGGUGUGAGGACAGGUUUGAGUCUUCUCUUCUCCCUACUGCAGCAGAACUGGAGGUACGCGGCCUCCGUUCACCCGGAGUCGGUGCUUUGCAACGACGUGCUCGCCACAGCGUCCUCUGUGCUGACUUCUCUGCCCCCGCUGUCUCUGGCCAAUGAGAAUAAGAUCCCGUCAGUGGGGCUGGACUGCCUGGCGCAGGUGGCAGACUUCCUGAAGAAGACAUCAGUGAGCAGCGGCACCGGGGGGGCGGAUCCAACCGGGCGGAGGUUAGCGCUGGAGCUGCUGCUGGGCCUGGCCAUGCAGAGAGGCUCUCUGAAGUUCCUUCUGGAGUGGGUGGAGGUAGCUUUGGCUGCUUCUAUGCCCUCAUCUUCCUCUACGCUGUCUCCCUCCUCCUCCUCACUGAGCUCCCAGCACUCGGCUGGCGUGGGCUUUGAGGUCAUCCAUCAAACGCUUCUACAAAUGAAGCAAUAUUCGGGUUUCCGCGGGGACUCCGUCAAUACUCAGGUGCUGAAGAAGGACGCAGAUGGACUCUGUCGACUCUCCCAGGCUGCUCUCUGCCUGUUUGAGGAGAUCUGUAACCUAGCAUCCUACUGCCUGUGCUCCUGCAGCACUGAUGCAGCUGCUCCUGGUUCAGAGAGUGACACAGUGAUGGUGUACGUGUGGGGCAGCAACAGCAGCCAUCAGCUGGCAGAGGGAACUCUGGAGAAAAUCCUGCUGCCAAAGCUGACUCAGGGCUUCAGUGAUGCCCAAAUGAUUGAGGCGGGGCAGUACUGUACCUUCUCAGUCUCUACAGAUGGGUCAGUGAAAGCGUGUGGGAAAGGCAGCUAUGGCCGCCUGGGCCUCGGGGACUCCAAUAACCAGUCCAUGCCCAAGAAACUUGUGCUGGAGCCUCAUAGGAACAUGAAGAAGGUGUCCUCCUCCAAGGGCUCUGACGGGCACACUUUGGCCAUCACUGUAGAGGGAGAGGUAUUCAGCUGGGGUGAUGGAGAAUAUGGGAAACUAGGCCAUGGCAACAGUGCUACACAGAAAUACCCCAAAAUCAUACAAGGACCUCUGUUUGGCAAAGUUGUUAUUUGCGUGUCUGCUGGCUACAGACACAGUGCUGCUGUGACCAAUGAUGGAGAGCUUUAUACCUGGGGAGAAGGCGACUUUGGCAGACUUGGUCACAGUGACAGUCAGAGUCGUAACGUGCCCACUCUAGUGAAGGACAUCAGUGGUGUUGGACAGGUGGCCUGCGGCAGCUCUCACACCAUCGCUGUGGCGCAGGAUGGACGCACUGUGUGGUCCUUCGGGGGAGGGGACAAUGGUAAACUAGGUCAUGGAGACACCAAUCGUGUGUAUCGCCCAAAGGUCAUAGAGGCCCUGCAUGGAUUCAUCAUCAGGAAAGUGUGUGCUGGCAGCCAGUCCUCUCUGGCCCUCACCUCUGCAGGACAGGUGUUUGCAUGGGGCUGUGGCUCCUGUUUAGGGUCUGGCUCCUCUGAGACAACCUCUCUGAGACCCAGGUUCAUAGAAGACCUGAGCAUUACCAAGAUCAUCGAUAUCUCAUGUGGAGACAGCCACUGUCUGGCUCUGACGCACGAGAAUGAAGUGUAUGCCUGGGGCAACAACACUAUGGGCCAGUGUGGGCAGGGCCACACCUCCACACCAAUUACCAAACCUAAGAAAGUGCUCGGUCUGGAGGGGGUGUCCAUUCAGCAAAUCACUGCUGGUACUUCUCACAGCCUGGCCUGGACCGCAGUCCCCACAGACAGGCAACUGGUGGCGUGGCACAGGCCUUUCUGUGUCGACUUGGAAGAGAGCACGUUCACUUACCUGCGCAACUUCCUAGAGAGUUACUGUGAUGGCAUCGGGGAUGACAAUCCUCCUGCCCCUUUCUUAUCUAAAAGGGACCACCAUCAGUUUCUUCUGCUCUGCAUGAAGCUGCUUUCUAUCCACCUGUCCUUGGCCCAUGCUGGGGGCACUGGUGCCAUGGUUUUAGGGGCUCAAGGCAGACCCCUCAGAAACCUGCUGUUCCGGCUCAUAGAUACUAAUAUGCCAGACUCUAUACAACAGGCAGUUCUGAACACGCUGUCCAUCGGUGCGUCUCUGUUGCUUCCUCCACUGAGGGAGAGAACUGAGCUGCUCCUCUCUCUCCUUCCUCAGGGCCCUCAGAGCUUAAAUGUCCUCUCUAAAGGACAGCGUCUGCAGUUAGACAUGGUCCUCAGCAGCCUUCAGGAUCAGAGCCAUGUUGCUUCUCUACUCGGUUACAGCAAUUUCGGGGAGGUGACAGCCCUGGGUCCCCCCCUGACACCCGCUCUGUCGGUCCGGCCGCCUUCCUCUUCCAGCUCUGUGGAUGCUUACGAUCCUCUGCACUUAGCAGAGGUGCUGCUCAGAACCCUGCUGCUCAGUAUCGGCUUUUACACGGAGCGGGCAUUUGGAGAACUGGAGAAAAACAGUGACAAACAGCUAUCAAGUGACAGCCAGGGACAGACUGAUCCUCCCUGUCACUUCCACCAGCUGCUGUCAGGACUGCACAAACACCUGCUGGGCCAUUGCUACAUCCAUUCCAGCCCUGAGGAUGACGGCAGUGUGACGCUGCUCCGGGAGCAUCUGUACCUGCUGCUUCCCUGUGCUGCUGAGACACUCAGGAGAUCCACCAAACUGUUGAAGGAGAGCUCCCAAGAUAAUCAGAUAAUCAAGAAGCUGCAUGUGGUGUUGUACAACUCAGUGGCUGGCAGCCUGCUGUGCCAAGUCAUGUACUCCUUGCUACUGCUGCCCCUCAGCACAGUCCAGCCCCUCCUCAGCCAUUUGCUGGCCCUGUUGGAACAACUCAAUGAUUUCAACAGGUUCAUACCAGAGACCGGCCUGCUGGAGGAGCAAGAGCUGAGGAUGGAGGCUCAGAAGACAUGUUUAGAUAAGAGUGAAGACAAUGCGUGCCUUGGACCGCAGCAGCAGCAGCAGCAGCAGCAGCAGCAGCAGCAGCAGCAGGAGCAGCAGGAGGAGGACGAGGACGAGGAGGAGAGCACGUGGGUUUGGCUGUUGGAUCUGGAGCGCUCUGUAGCGUUGGCAGUCGGCCGUUGCCUCGGUGGUAUGCUGCAAGGCCCGCCACCGUCACUUCAGGAGAAAUUGUCAGAAUUCUGGCUAUCAAAUGUCCUCCUCAGGAACGGGCUUGAGAUGGACUUUGAACAGCUGGACUCGAGCAUGGCGUGGCUGACUGAGGUGGUUCUGCUUGGCAGCACUGAUGCCCGACUGGCAGAGCUCAGCCUGAACGAGGAAACCAGGACUUUACUGGAGCUGGCGCUGGGGUCCUCCAGAGGAGCUGCAGGGGGCCUGUGGCAAAAUAUGGAGGAGUACGCUCACAGCAAAGAGUGGGAGAGUGCAGGAUCUUCAGGUGACUGUUUGCUGCAGACCGUCUGCCGCUGCAGUCUUGCUGUUCUGUUGAAACACACAGGGCUGCAGAAAGAGGCCUGUUGGCAGGACAAAUAUGAGCCCUGCGAGAUGCUGCUGAACGUCUAUGAAACGGUCUAUAAAAUCAGAAGCUCUCUGUUGGCCCAUAAAAACUCUCCAAAGAUGUCCCAGGUGCAGACUGCUGCCAAACAGAACCCAUCUCCCCAAAGUCCGGAUGCAGACAGGCAGGAGCCGGGCCCCUCAGCGGAGCAGGUGGGGAAGGAUCCUGAGCAGCAGUCAGUGGGUCAAUGUAGCCGGGAGGUACAGGUGCCCCCACCCCCCACAGCAAACCACAACCAGGAGGAGGUUGCAGAGGAGGACGCAUUUGGCAACAGUCGUAUGUACCUGUCAGAAGUCCUGGAAUCAUUCAUGGCCACCCGAGAAGCCAUGCAGGUACAGCAGAACGUGACGGUGUACGAAUCCUUCGGCACAUCCACCCUCCCCAGCAGCAUGGAGAGCCCCGUCAGCCCGGAGAGGGAGCUGGAUCCCAAGCAGCAGUGGGAGAAGCAGCGGGAAUCCGAGGAGAGCUUGGGAUUCCCCGACGCCUGCCAUCUGGUGGUGUCCCGCUGCCUCUUUCUCCUGCUUGGGGUCAGGCCUGCGUUUGUGGAACCCGGUGAAAGGGAGAGUCAGACUAUAAACCCGGGAGCGAGGAAACCAACAGCAGAGCUCCUAAUGAUGGCUGCUGAAGGCCGGAAACAGUCUGACCAAUCCAAAAACUCAUUGGGAUCUUCAAAGAAUAAAAUGGGCUUACCUCUGUGUUCCCUGGGCGUCAUGAAGGAUGCCUGGGAUCGCCUGCGGCAGUGCAUCAGCCCGACCACCUCCACCCACUAUGGCAGCAACACUCUCCCCAUUCUCAACCAGGUGUUCCAAUUUGUCUGUGGAAGCCUCAUCCACAUUUCACCCUCCUCACCUACCUUGCCGGCCGGACAGACUUGUGGUCAGGCCGAUCCCAAAGCCAUUACUUUUGCAAUACUGCAGCAGCAACAGAGGGCGGAGUUGCGUCUGGAGGCCUUGUGUCAGAUGUCCUCCUUCCUGUGUAAGAUGGAGGAGAAGAGCAGCGGGUUCCCCGUCUCCCCUCAUUUUCCUGCUCUGCUGCAGUCCGUGCAGCUCCAGUUCCUCUCUGGAUGCUUUUCUUUGGGAACACAAAUCAUCGGCUCUCACUCUGGAGCUAGUUACGAGACGCAGCAUUACAUGUCUGGUACGACUUCAGCUUCUCUGGAAAUGCAAAGGGAGCUACAAUCUGCAGCGCACACCUUCUACCAGCAGGUGGUGCGUGUGCUCAAACAGAGGGCCCUGUUAGAGAGGUCAUACCCAGGCUCCUGCCAGCACCUUCUCCUAGCCACCAUGUUUGCACUGAACUUCUCCUACCAACCAGUGGACCUGGUGCUGGUUAUUAAAUGUGGCAUCUUGGAAAUCCUCUCCAUGCUGACCAACAACAGCUGUGCUCUGAUGAACCAGGGCUGGUUUUCAGCCUCUAAAUCUGGAUCCAUGCUGCUAAGUGGGGCUGUUAGGCUAGCCUGCGCUCGCCUGCUGCAGAUAUUGACUGUGGCUGCAAGCUCCUGUGAGGAAAUGCUGCCUGUGGAGGUAUCUGUUGCUCUCAUGGAAGUGAUGUGUGAGCAGCUCCAAAAUAUCCUGUCUACUUUCCACCAGCAGCAGACGGCAGAGAGAGGUACGGCGGAGAAAAACGAUCUGGACAGCAAGAGUGCAAAUCCAAUUGUGGUGGAAAGCAGCAAAGUGGUUGAGUCUCAGCUUGCAGACUUCUUGGUGUUUUUGAGGCGUGUUCUGUCUUUAAGAGUAAUGAAAAGACUUUCUACUUUUGUCAAAUGGAUUGAUCCACUCAUGUCCAUCAUUUCACACAAAUGCUCCUCAGGUGCUCCGUGCUUCCAGAACCUCCGCACUAAGCUUUUGGCCUUCCAUGUUUUAGAAAGACUGUUACCUGCUUGUUCUGAGCCUGUUCAAAUUCAGCAGAUUGUUAAACAACUCUUUCAGCUCGUGUCUGUUUAUAUGUGGAAGGAACCACUAGCUGAGAAGAACCACGAGGAGACUGCUGAAAAAGACAAGGGGAAUCCUGGCAGCUAUGAGGAAUGUAUUCCCAUCGGAGAUUUUUCAUUUGACCCUCACAAGCUCAUCUGCUGUUCUUUGGAGAGCGGGAACAUCCUCUCUCAUGGCUCAGGAGGGAAGGGCUACGGCCUGGCAACCACUGCCAUCACAUCUGGCUGCUUCAUUUGGAAGUUCCACAUCACCAAAGAGAACCGAGGCAAUGAGGGCACAUGCGUAGGUGUUUCUCGUUGGCCAGUCAGAGAUCACAACCAUCACACUACGACUGACAUGUGGCUGUACCGGGCCUAUAGUGGCAACCUGUACCAUGGAGGGGAGCUGGCCCGCACACUCCCCUCCUUCACCCAGGGGGACACUAUCACCUGCAUCCUGGACAUGGAGGCUCACACUAUAUCAUUCGCUAAGAAUGACAAGGACCCAAAGAUGGCGUUUGAUGGUGUGGUAGCCUCUGAACUGUAUCCCUGUGUGUUGUUCUACAGCAGUAAUCCUGGAGAAAAGGUGGCACUGCAGGACCUCCAGAUGCGAGGCAUGCCCAGCAAUCUUCUCCCCGGGGAGCCUCUCUGCAGCCCUCGCACCACGGUGCUGCUGGAGUCCACCCUGCAGCUCCUCCGCCGACUCCAUCGGUGUGACCAGUGGGCCUCGCACAUCAACCAGUACAUCCACACCCACCUGGAGCUCAUCGGCCCCCUGCUGAAAGAUGACGAACUUGGGAGCUUCAACCCAGGCCUCGGUCCCACACACUUUGAUAAGGAGGAAAAUGUCGGACAGAGGGAGGGAGGUGAGGACACGGGGGAGUUGUUGACCCAGCGUCGGUCCUUGUCCGAGGCCAAGCUAGCAGCUCUCUGCACCGAGGUGUGGCCGGUACUGGCUCUGAUCGGCGGGGUUGACAGCGGUCUCCGGGCUGGAGGUCUCUGCCUGCACAAGCCCAGCGGACGCAGGGCCAUUCUGCUGGGGGUUCUGAAGGAGGGAAGCCCCCUGGCCAAGCUGCAGUGGGAGGAGGCAGACCUCUCUGUCAGCUCCAUGAAUUCUUGGUCACCCAGCGACACGCCGAUCAUCUCGCUGGAGCCCUGCGACGUGUCCUGCUGCGACGUCACCCCGCUCAGAGGCCUCAAACCGAAGGUGUUGUUAGACCUGAUCUAUUUAAUGGGGCUGCUGGAGGAGCAGGGAUGGGUGGGGACUCAUCCGGCCUCUAACUCUAAACGGAAAUACUCUGAGGAGGUCAUGAAAGAGAGUGAGGGGCAGAGCAGUGUCGAGACAGACCCCUUCCCCUCAUCGUCCUCAACCAAAGAUGCCACAAAGAUCCCUGACCAACAGGAGUCGACCCAACCUCCCCAAACCUCCAAACUGGAUGUCUUUGCGCAUGAACUGAGAGCCGUCAGAGUCUCAUACCUUCUCAUAGGAGCUUUAAAAUCCCUGACUGUCAUUUUUAGUUGUGAGAAGCUCUCAGAUUUGCUCCUAGUGCCAAAACACGACCCUCCCAACUCUUCAACGAGUCCCCUUUCCGGCACAAACCCCGACCAGGCCAAGGGAAGCAGCAAACAGUGGGACGAGAGUGCUGAGCUGAGGUCGGUGCUGCAGUAUGUAGUGCAGAGCAUGGUGAAGUGGGCGGUCAGACCCUGCCCCAUCAAACAGAGCGUGUCUCUCGUGGACCUGGAGAGGGCUCAGGUCAUGAUCUACAAAGGAGCUCUGAACAGACUGCAGGAGGACAAAGAACACAAAGAAUCUGGCCACCAUUCGUCCUCUCAGCCCAUUUCCAAGUCCUCCAGUUCUGUGUCCCUGUACAGCGCGGGUUCAGAAGGCACUGCCAUCUUCGGCCAAUCAAACAGAGCCUCUGCCUCUUCCUCUAACACCGACCUGGCCUCCUCUCUGCCAACUAACCUGCAGGCAGAUGGCCUCGAUAACUUCAACCCUUUCUUUCCCAUCAGCCUCCUCCAGCACAUGGUCUUAACUCGGUUCCCUACGCUUACCGGCCUGGUUAGCGCCCCCCCCGUGCUGCACCCCUGCUUCAGCCUGGCCAGCUCUGCUUCUUGUGAUGCCUUCACAGAGCAGCAGACUAGCUUCAUGGAACCAGGUCCCUGCAGCACACAGGCCAGAAGCAGCCUGGAACGGACACAAAUGUUUGUCACCAGUCGGUUGCUAGAAAUGGGAUUCUCUAUGAGACAUAUCUACUGGGCCAUGGAGGCAGCAGAUGUAGCAGGUGACUUGGACUCUCAAACCAUCGAGGUGUUGGCCAGCUGGAUGCUGGAGCACCCGCUGACAGAGGAGCAGCAGGCAGAGUCAUUACGACCGGAGGGGGCUCCCGACACCCCGUCUCCAGAUGGGCCAGAGACGGUGCAAUGUCCCGAGCGGCCCACCACUCAGCUCAAUGAAAGUCUAUUGCCGGGGUUGGACUGGAUAGAGAGGGAGAACUUUUUGGAUGUCCACCUCACGAGAAACAGACCUCCUCCUGCACGGCGGCGGCGCUCAGGCCCGAGUCAGAGGACCUCUUUUCGAAGAGCAGCAAACACCAUCUUUUCAGACUUGCCGUCGCCCAACCCCCUCCCGCAGCUGUACCAGCAGCACACCUCCGUCAGUGAUUGGCCAGAGCAGGUGGAGUUCCAUCCCUACACCGCCGAGGAGUCUGAGCUGGGAUACAUGGACGACCCUUACCAUGAGGAAACUUAUGAGGACCUCCUGACCCCGUCUUUCUUCAGCCUGGAGAGGGACACACUCCAGAUAGUGGAGGCCGGAGAGGAACACAGUCAGAUGGUGAAGUGUGAGCUAUGCAACACCCUCACCCUGCAGUUCAACAACCACAUAAAGCGGCGUCACCCGGGCUGCGGUCAGAGCGCUGCGCGUAAGGGAUACGACAGCACCGGGGCCUACGUGGAUGUCUGGUUCAAAGGGGAGUGCGGAUCCAACUUCCCCUUCUACCUCCUCUGCAGCUCCUGCAGGGAGAAGUAUCUGGCUGCAAAUUUAAAUGACCCAUCUUCCAAAUAUGAAAGAAUUAAAGGUCUGACAUCGGAUUUGAUUGGCCAGUUAGACAGCACCUCUGAUGAUGAUUGGGAAAUGAGCCACCAAGACGAGUGUGACCCAGACAAGCUGACAGGACUGGAGGACUUUGGGCUUCUGUUGCGUCCCCUGGGACUGACAGAAAAGAAGCUGGUACCAGACCCCAUUACCUUCACUGAGCCGGAUCCGCUCGGGGCCCUCGUUUACAACUCAGCUGAUCCUUCAAAAGGCGGAAUUCCUAAAGGGAAUGCCCUUGUUGAACAGAAGACCUCGCUGAGCCUCGGGCAGCAGGCGGUAUCUCUGAGGGACUCUCAUGAUAGACUAAAGGCUUUAAGAAGAGUCACAUCCACAGCCCAGAUUCUGCUAGCGUACAGCAUGGUGAUGAGAGCCCUGUCUCAGACGGCCUCCAGUGCGUCAGUGUGCAGCCACUCUAACGGACUGGAGUCCCUGGGUCUGGCAGAUAUCCGUAUCCUGGUGCGUUUAAUGACUCUGGCAGCAGGGGGCCGGGCUCACACCUGUGUGGACAGACAGUCAGGUGUGAAGGGGCCGGCGACCGAGCGCAACAACUCCACCUGCCUCAGCUUCCUCACCUCCGCCAUUGGCAGUGUGGUGUCCCACAGCCCCAGUGCUUACAGGCAGCUGGUGGAGAUAUGCACUCAGGAACUGAUGGCAGCGGCUACAGGGGUGAACCUCGGGGCCAUCAGCGACCCGCAGCAGAGGACUUUUCUGAGCACCUGUCUGACAGUUGCAUCGCAGGCAUCCCAGCCGCAGAAGGACUUCAUCGAUCAGACGCCCCCCACGUUCCUGGUCACACAAAAUCUGGUGUCCCUGCUCACAGAAAAGGGCGUCCACUGCUACAGCUCAGAUAAGACAGAACAUGAGGCUAAUGAUACAGGAAGCCAAGGGGUGUCUUCUUCGUCCUUGCCUCCUUCCCCUUUACCCCAUCUGACCAGAGUGGGCCCUCUGGAGCUGGCUAAUGCGCUGGCAGCAUGUGUCCUCUCUGCCCGGCUGACCAGUAAACACCGCCAGUGGGCCGCACAGCAGCUGGUGCAGGCUUUGGCUGCCACAGGGAGGGACGGUCCUAAUCGGACACAAACAUACAGUGACCUGGCUGGUGACUUACGCAAGAGUCCUCUCAAGAGGCUGGAAGGACACUACAACAAGGUGACCAGCUGUUCCUGGAACAGUGACCAGAGCCUCCUGGCUACCUGCUCUCAGGACAAGGUGGUGCAGCUGUGGAGCCUGAGCCAGAACACUGUGGAGCUACAGACCACCUUCUCCUGCAUCGCCAGUAAGGCGGACCGAUCGAGCAGUGAGAGGGCCGCUAGAUGUAAUCUCAUGUCUCCUGUGUACUGGAGCACAGGGGGAAACUUCUUGGCUGCCCCAGAGAACAAACAUAUCAACAUCAUGAACAUAAGAGGAUCUCACUGUCAUGUGGAGGCUCAGCUCUCCCGGAUCACAGCGCUCUGCUGGGCUCAGGCCUUCAGCUUGUGGGUUCUGGAGCAACCCGCAGCCUGUAAGAACAGACCUGCCGAGAGCCUGCUAGUGGGCAGGCUGGAUGGCUCCCUCUGCUGGCUGCAGGUCACAAUGCAGCAGCUAGACCUGAAUGUAAAGAGCACUGAACUCACCCAUUGCCACAGGAAAGAGGCUCCCCAGUGUGUGGCCUGGCACAGCGAGGAGAAGCCUUUUGCCGUGGGCUAUCCCAAUGGAAAGAUCCUUUUUGCCACAACUGAGGUGUACGAGAACGAGCAGCCUGUUGUUCUCUCAGUCUUCCAGGACGGUAUAAGCUCUCUCAAAUGGGACCCCACAGGACACUUGCUGCUCUGUUUGGGGAGGUCAGAGGUAGUGAAGAUAUUGGGGCGCUCUGGGGGCUCCUGGGUGACCCUCCACUCCCUCACUCACAGCAGCACCGUUAACAUCGCAGAGUGGUGCCCGGUCGCUGGCAGAGCCCCUGACCCCAGGCUCAUGGUGGCUGCAGGUUGUCAGAAUGGCUCCGUGCAUGUCUGGACUCUGCCACAGGGGGGCACCUUUGUAUUUUUGCCCAACAUACUGAACAGCUCCCUGGGCCAGGAGAAAAGCACUGGGUCAGAAAAGGAGAGUGCAAAGAGUGUGUUCGUGCUGCAAGGCCACAUCACAGCAGUGAAGUCCCUUUCAUUUUGUUCAAGUGGACUGGCUCUGGUUUCUGGAGGGAUAGGGGGACUGCUCAACAUCUGGUCUUUACAGGAUGGUUCAGUCUUGCAGACUGUUACAGGUCUGGGUUCAGUAGUCAGUACUACCUGGAUACCAAACCUGGGUGUGGCUGUUUGCUUUGGGAGGUCAAAGGAUGUGUUGCUGAUCUGCUGCACUCCAGACUGGAUCAGUCAGAAUCACGUGCUAGCUUCCUGUCGUAUGGUCCUCAGAAGCCAGAACAUCCUGGGUCUAAAUCGGGCCCCUUGUUUCGCCGUCUUCCUGGAGAGGCUGCCAUUGCUGUUGCAGGCGCAGUACAAUUACGAGAAGACGCACGUGGCAGCGGGUGAUCAGCUGGUCCACAGUGCCUUCCUGCAGAGCCUGGCCUCCCUGACGGUGGGAUUGUCCUUAGAGAAACAUCUGUGCCGUUACCCUCGCCCUCCACACCACAGCAGUCCUGAUGCCCACUCCUGCCCGUCGGAGUGGAUCUGGCUCGCCACUUAUGCCACCACCGUCCGCAGCGCUGAGGCGAUUGCCAGCGGUACGGCCUUCCCAGAAUCCUUCAGUCUUUCAGAGUUGCAAGAGGUGGAUGCCACUGAGAUCACCAAGGCACUAGACAAUAGCAAGUGGAGCUUCAGGAUGGAUGAACAGCUGAUGUCAUGGGCCACUACCAGACCAGAGGACUGGCAGCUGGGGGGGAAGAGUGAGGUGUACUUGUGGGGGAACGGACGUUACGGACAGCUGGCAGGAAUGGGAACCAACCUGAUGAUGCCCACCCUUGCUCCCACUCUGCUACAGACACAACAGGUUGUGUGUGGACAGAACUGUUCCUUCCUGGUCCAGUCCAAUGGGACAGUCCUGGCUGUAGGAGAAGGACAGUAUGGCAGACUGGGCCAGGGGAAUUCUGAUGACCUCUACGUCCCCACUAUCAUCUCUGCUUUCCAAGGGUACGUGGUGACUCAGCUGGUGACGUCCUGCGGCUCUGACGGACACUCCAUGGCCCUGACUGAGACCGGGGAGGUGUUCAGUUGGGGUGAUGGGGAUUUUGGAAAACUGGGCCACGGUAACAGUGAAAGGCAGAGGAGACCCAAACAGAUAGAGGCCUUACAAGGGGAAGAGGUCGUUCAGCUUGCUUGUGGUUUCCGGCACUCAGCUGUGGUCACAGUAGAUGGGAAACUGUUCACCUUUGGCAGCGGUGAAUCUGGCCGUCUGGGUCAAAGGUCAACAUCCAACAAGAUGCUGCCUGAGAGGGUGGCUGCGCUUGAGGGAUAUCAUGUGGGGCAGGUGUCAUGUGGUCUGAAGCACACACUGGUGCUGUCCCUCGAUGGCAUGGUUGUGUGGGCGUUUGGAGAUGGGGAUUACGGCAAACUGGGAACAGGUUCCUCUACAGCCAAAUACUACCCUCAGAAAGUGGAGCAGCUGUGCAACAAAGGGAUUAAGAAGGUCUGUUGUGGAACGCAGUUCUCCGUGGCGUUGGCCUGUGAUGGACAUGUUUACACAUUUGGACAAGAGCGUCUGAUUGGCCUGCCGGACUCCAUGCUGAAGAAUAAAUCCUGCCCCCAGGUGGUGCCGUCUCUGGAGGGACUGUUUAUUGAAGACAUUGCUGUGGGCUGUGAACAUGUGCUGGCCCUCUCCUCCACUGGAGACGUCUACGCCUGGGGCUGCAACAGUGACGGACAGCUCGGCCUUGGACACUCCAACCUGGUGAAGGAACCCACGCUCAUAACCAGCCUCCAGGGGAAAAACAUAAGGCAGAUCUCCGGCGGCCGCUGCCACAGCGCAGCAUGGACCACCCCCUCUACCUCGCUGAAAAACUCAGGUGCCUCUGGAAGUUUCCAGCUAGGCCUUCCCCAGGCAGUCCCCCCCCAAUACAACACGCUCAAAGACUGCAGCCCUCAUGUCCUCAGCAUGCGCCUCAGGGUACUCUACCACUUUUCUGAUCUCAUGUACAAGUCCUGGCGGCUGCUCAACCUGGACACCAAGAAACCGGUGUCCACAUCACGCUAUAGUUCAGGGACGACAGCCAUCAUUAGAGGUGAUCUCAGAGGUCUUCUAUCACCCAAGGUCAACACUCUGCCUCUAGUACGCUCCAUUGGCAGGACAAUGACCCAGGGCAAAACAUAUGGGCCACAGAUCACUGUGAAACGGAUUUCCACCAGAGGGCGUUCGAGCAAGCCUAUCUUUGUGCAGAUCGCAAAGCAAGUGGUGAGUCUGAAUCCCCUAGAGCUGCGGCUGCCAUCACGAGCCUGGAAGGUCAAACUUGUCGGAGAGGGAGCGGACGAUGCCGGAGGAGUGUUUGAUGACACCAUCACUGAGAUGUGCCAGGAGUUACAGUCUGGUGUUGUGGAUCUUCUGAUUCAUACUCCCAACAGCUUUGCUGAUGUGGGCAGCAACACUGACAGGUUCUUCUUGAACCCAGCUGCUCUCUCAGAGGAUCACAUGGUCCAGUUUCGGUUCCUUGGCAUCCUCAUGGCUGUAGCCAUCCGCACUAAGAAACCUCUGGACUUGCAUCUGGCUCCUUGGGUGUGGAAACAGCUCUGCUCCAUGCCAUUAGGAGGGGCGGACCUGGAGGAGGUGGAUCUACUCACAUACCGCACCCUCCAAGGCAUCCUCCACCUGGAAAACAGUGGAAUCACUGAGGAUAACUUCCAUGUGAUGAUCCCAUUGGACACAUUCAUGGCCCACAGUGCAGAGGGAAGGCUGGUACCUGUUGUUCCUGGAGGUCAAAACAUCGCCCUGACCUUCGCCAACAGGACUGAAUAUGUGGAGAGAGCAAUGGACUACAGGCUGCAUGAGAUGGAUUCACAGGUGGCAGCAGUCAGAGAGGGCAUGUCCACCAUCAUCCCUGUGCCCCUCCUCUCCCUGCUGACAGCUCAGCAGCUGGAGCAGCUGGUGUGUGGCCUGCCAGAGGUCUCAGUCGAGAUGCUGAAGAAGCUGGUGCGUUACCGUGACAUCACCGAGAGCCACCAGCUCAUUGGCUGGUUCUGGCAGAGCUUGGAGGAGUUCACCAAUGAGGAGCGAGUGCUUUUCCUACGUUUCGUCUCCGGCCGGUCCAGGUUGCCUUCCAACCCGGCUGAUAUCACGCAGAAGUUCCAGAUCAUCAAGGUUGAUAGGCCCGUAAACGGCCUCCCAACUGCGCAGACCUGCUUCUUCCUGUUUCGCCUCCCCCCGUACACCAGCCAGGCCAUCCUCGCUGAACGCCUGCGUUACUCCAUCCACAACUGCCCCUCCAUCGACAUGGACAACUACAUGCUGACCCACAACACUGACCCAGUGGACAGCUCCGACAACGAGGACUGAAGCGACUAGAUGGUGAUGAAUGUAUCUUCUCCCAUGCCAUGCACAUUAUGCACUGAACACAGAUUUCUAUUCGCCAAAACCUGUAAGGUGAUGUACUGUUUAUAUGUUGGUUGACUUGAAGAUAUGUGUAGUUUUGGUUUUCCAACUGUGCAAGGUGUUGUAAUUAUUGCAGUGCUUACUCUGAAUCAAAAACUACAGGGAAACAGAACAAGAUUUUUAAAAAAUAUAGGUGAAUAAGCCACAAUAAAGGAGUUAAUGUGCCUGUUUGUUUGGAAAUAUGUAAUAAUUUAUGACCUGUCCCAGACAGGCAGUAUUAUUGUAAAAUAAAAGAGUG
This is a messenger RNA of Eleginops maclovinus (Patagonian blennie), 14862 nucleotides long. RefSeq names its product probable E3 ubiquitin-protein ligase HERC1. The record is from RefSeq and is a predicted model, not a curated record. NCBI's taxonomy places the organism in Eukaryota, Metazoa, Chordata, Actinopteri, Perciformes, Eleginopidae. Gene Ontology annotation, molecular function: ubiquitin-protein transferase activity; protein binding.